UAUUGUUACUAGUUAAAUAUAAUGCCUCCAAAAGAUCCAGAAUUAAUUGCUCUUAGAAAAGAACUAGAAGAUUUAAUUGCCAAAUGUCAGCAAGACCAAAAAAGCAAACAAGACAAAACCAUUGAGGAAAUAUCUAAUGGAAUGGCUGAUGCGCCAAAGUGUAAAUUGGCAACUAAGAAAAUGCUCAAAGGACAUAUUAAUAAAGUAAACUCUGUCCAUUAUAGUGGUGACAGCAGACACGCAGUUUCCGGAUCGUUAGACGGCAAACUUAUCAUAUGGGACACAUGGACUGGUAAUAAAAUACAAGUUAUACCAUUACGUUCAGCCUGGGUCAUGUCUGUAGCAUUUGCACCGACGGGAAACUAUGUCGCUUGUGGAGGGAUGGAUAAUAUGUGCACAGUAUACGACUUAAAUAAUCGUGAUUCAAACGGAGGAGCGAAAAUGGUACGCGAGUUAUUGGGUUACGAAGGAUUUUUGUCGUCUUGUCGAUUUGUCGAUGAUAAAACYCUAAUCACCGGAUCUGGAGACAUGAAAAUUUGUAUGUGGGACUUAGAAGCUGGUAAAAGAACAAAUGAAGUAGAAGCUGCUCACUGUGGAGAUGUCGUGUCAUUAUCGUUGGCACAGGAUCAAAAUAUUUUCGUAACGGGUAGCGUGGACAAGACUUGUAAAUUAUGGGACCGUAGGGAAUUAAAGUGUAAACAAGUGUUUUUUGGACACGAGGCUGACGUGAAUUCUGUUUGUUUUCAUAACAGCGGAUACGGAUUUGCUACAGCUUCGGAGGAUAAGUCCGCCCGUCUGUACGAUAUUAGGUCUGAUCAACAAAUUGCUAUGUACAAACCACCGAAUUCCACUUCAGGAUUUACUUCGUGUGGUCUGUCCACGUCCGGAAGGUUUCUGUUGGCUGGAAGUGAUGAUAACUCGGUUCAUGUAUGGGACACGAUGAAAGUCCAACACAAUGGUACUUUGAACGGACACGAGAAUAGAGUGACUUCUCUGAGUGUGUCACCAAAUGGUAUGUCUGUGGUCACAAGUUCYUGGGACAUGAACGUACGUGUUUGGGUUUAAACGAGGAAACUGUUAUGUAUAUUACUAUACCUAUAUGAUCACUUAAUAUGGCUAGUUUUAAAUUCACUUAAUUAUAGGUACCUAUAUAAAAUAAUAUAGUAUAAUA
Molecule: messenger RNA, 1171 nt
Organism: Diuraphis noxia (Russian wheat aphid)
Lineage: Eukaryota; Metazoa; Arthropoda; Insecta; Hemiptera; Aphididae
Gene: Gbeta76C
Product: guanine nucleotide-binding protein subunit beta-2
Biological process (GO): signal transduction
Molecular function (GO): protein binding
Source: RefSeq, a predicted model, not a curated record